This is a messenger RNA of Macroventuria anomochaeta, 1881 nucleotides long. RefSeq names its product carboxypeptidase S. Gene Ontology annotation, cellular component: fungal-type vacuole lumen. NCBI's taxonomy places the organism in Eukaryota, Fungi, Ascomycota, Dothideomycetes, Pleosporales, Didymellaceae. Gene Ontology annotation, molecular function: metallocarboxypeptidase activity. The transcript has a single exon. The record is from RefSeq and is a predicted model, not a curated record. The coding region runs from base 11 to 1759 and encodes 582 amino acids.
CAACAUCAAGAUGGCUAAGGCUUGGGGAGAUGCACUUACGGAGCCAGAGAGGCCGAGGAAGAGCUGGAGCUGGUCGACUGCCCUUCGAAGCAUUGUUCCUUUGCUAGGUUUUUGGCUACUGCUUCGAAAUUACAUCAUCAGCGCCGACCACACGCCUCAAUGGCAUCGCGGCACAGACGCAGAGUCGAAGGCCAGAUGUCACCAGCUUGAGCCUCUAUUUCCAUCAAAGAGCACAAAAGAACUAAAUGACACCGAGAGCUAUCUGCAGUCCGAAGAUUUCCGCAAGCUCGCAAUCGAACGUCUGUCCGGGGCCGUGCAGAUUCCCACUCAAAGCUACGAUGACAUGGGCGAUAUCGGCGCAGACCCACGAUGGGAUAUCUUCAACUCUUUCGCAGACUACCUGGCCAAGACCUUCCCGCUCACUCAUGCGACCAUUCAGCUUGAGAAGGUCAAUACGCAUGGCUUAUUGUACACAUGGCCCGGCACGGACCCCUCCUUGAAAGCCACGCUGCUUAUGGCGCACCAAGACGUAGUACCAGUCCCAGACAGCACGGUCAAGCAAUGGACGCACCCACCAUUCUCUGGUUACUAUGAUGGAAAGUUUGUUUGGGGUCGUGGUGCGAGCGACUGCAAGAAUCAGCUUCUGGCUAUCCUCAAUGCGGUGGAAGCGCUGCUGGCAGCCGAUUUUACGCCUCGUCGCACACUCAUCCUUUCUUUUGGCUUCGAUGAGGAGAUCUCGGGUCGCGAGGGCGCACAGCAUCUUGCGAAGCAUUUGCUCCAAAAGUACGGUCACAACUCCAUUGCCGCCAUUGUUGAUGAGGGCGCUGCCAACGUCGAGAAUUGGGGGGCCGACUUUGCUAUUCCAGGUGUCGCCGAGAAGGGCUACAUUGACGUUGAUGUUGUCGUUCGAAUGCCAGGCGGCCACUCGUCGGUGCCUCCCGUGCACAACGGAAUUGGUGUAGCUGCUGAGCUUAUCACACUGAUCGAGCACGGUCUCUACGAGCCGCGCCUGGCUGAAGAGAAUCCUUAUCUUGGCCUUUUGACUUGUGGUGCUGAGCAUGCCCCGGAGUUCCCAAAAAAGUUGCACCACCUGCUAGACAAGCGCUCCGCAAGGAGCCAGACUUGCAAAGAGAGACCAGAUAGGCUCGCUGAGGAGGCUGCCAAGGCCGGCCUGAGUGUCAAGUACCUCUUCACUACCUCCGUUGCUGUUGACAUCAUCCACGGAGGUGUCAAGAAUAACGCUCUGCCCGAGCGCACACAGAUCAUCGUCAAUCACCGCAUCAACGUCGGCUCGAGUUCGAACGACAUCAAGACCCACAUCUCCAAGCUCGCUGGCGUCAUUGCGAAGAAAUACAGUCUGAAGCUAAACGCGUUCAACGGCACAGAGGAGCCGUCCAGUAUCACACUCUCCCACCGCACCACCGUCCUUGAGCCUGCGCCCGUAACGCCAACAACUCUGCAUUCAAGCUCGUCAAACAGUACCCAUGUCACCCCCUUCUCUAUCCUCUCAGGCACCACACGUGCACUGUACGGCAAGGAUCUCAUCGUUGCGCCAGGCAUCAUGACAGGCAACACUGACACGCGCUACUACUGGGAUUUGAGUGAGCAUAUCUUCAGGUAUGCACCCGGUUGGGACAAGGAGCAGGCUGGCAUGGGCAACAUCCACACUGUUGACGAAAGGGUUGGCGUGCAGGCGCAUCUUGACACGGUAAAAUGGAUGUGGGGCUGGAUUAGGAACAUGGACGAGGCAGGGUUAUAGUCAGCUACAUUCGAUUGGGCGAUGCGGUAGAAGUACAUUUCGGGAAGAGAACAGAAUGAGAUUGCGAUUCGUGGAUUAAGUACCUAUGAAUAGCUACAUCAAAUCAGUUUGGUGCGCAAUAA